UUCCUUUUGGGACGGUUCGUCUGCUCGGAGAUAUUUCCCUAACCCAGAUCUGUUUGCAGUGACUGCAGCUAGCUGGAUGGACGUUCGGGCCAGCGGUUGACUGAAGUUCCGUUCUGGUUCAGUGAUGUGAUUUGUGGUGGAUAAGUGCUGCAACUGUGGAAUUCGUCAAUUAUUAAUUUACCGGUGGUUCGGUCGUUAAAGUUCGCCUGAAAUACUGCCGAGGAAGUGCAGAGCGAUAACAGACAGAUCGUUGUCAUUCCACCGGAGGGACUUUGAAGAAGUUUGCAGCUGCUGUCACUGAUACUGCGAGGAGUUACGUCUGGUUUCCAUUGUCUGGGGAAUCGGGUGAAUAAUUAAUUCGAUAAUGAAAACAUAAUCUGAUUAAAGCUGUAGAAGAGAAGUGGGCGAAUCCAGCGAAGUAGAGUUCCCAACGGUGGUGGGCCCACUGGAGCGUGGAUGAUAUGAUUAUACCGUUCAAGUGGGAGGCACGAGAGCUCUAAUAAUGAUUAAGGGUGGCUGUUCCAGUAACCGUAAUGAUGAUAAUAACCGUGUAACGGGAUGAUGCGGAGAACUAGAGCGCGAAAACAUAUCUCACGCAUUAUCGUCAAUCGUCGGUUAUUCGGUGAUUUGCCAAUCGGUGUGAUGCGGAACACGAGUACGAGAUUUUCCGAAAAUCCGAAAGCUGCCUUCGCCGUUGCUAAUGCUGUGUAAUUCUGCGGCAAAACUAAAAUCCUAUCCGGGUAGGAUAGAGCGAGCGAGGUGCAACAGGAAAUUGGCCGUGAUUUAUGAGUUCAGUGAACAUGAUUCAGUGCAGUUCAGGCGAAGAGUUAUUGCAGCUCUAGUUCUGUGGUGGGGAGUGCGAGGGAGCUGGAACUGUGCGUCUGUAGUGCAACAGAAAGAUGCUUAGUUCCGCAAAACGUACCCAUAGCCAUAUAUCUGGUAGAGUCUGCCGUGUGUGAGUGGUUGGCAGUGAAAACGAGAAAGUUUUGUAUCGAUUGAAGUUCGGAAAGUCAGAUUACCGAAACAUCAACAGAAAAUCUCAGCUGUUAAUUUUGAAGCAGUUUGCUGCACCUUCACCUAACUCAAAUUCGUCGAUAGAUGCGCCAAAGUGGACGGAAAUUUCGACAACAGUGAAAAGUGGUUCCAUUUUUAGGAGGUGCAACAGCGCAAGUGGUGCAACUGAGUCUAAAAUACGUACAUAGUGAAUCGAGACGGAGCGCAAAAGGAGGUCACUGGGCCGGAGGCUGUGAGCGAGCACUGAAAGCAUAUUGCGUCAGCGUCGUGGCUCGAAAGACUGCAUAGUGCCAAAUCAGACUCGCGAAAGGUGCAACCAGGCUUCCUGACGAAACUGAAAACUAUUCCGGUAGCAUAGACAAGAAAUUCCUGUGGCUUUUUUGCGCUGUUCAACAAAAAAAAAUCAUCUCACCGAGUAGAAAAUAAAGUUGUUAUGCAGUUCUGGAGGGGCAGCUAAGCCGGGAUUCCCGGUGCUGGCUCGGUUUAACGACUCUGAAAAUAAUAGUCAAAAAAAGCGCUCGGGACCAACAGCAGAAGCAGAUUUUUUUCGGCAAAAUUAUGAAACGUAGCCAAAGUGGUGAAUAAAUAAAAACUACACUCUCACUCGGAAAGCGUAGCUGGCGUGAACUGAGGCACGGGUGCUGCAGAAAUCCACUCACUUGGUGCAAGUGCGCGCGAGUGUGGGACGAGGAGCAUCCAUUGUUUGUUAGUGUUUUCUGGUGUUUUUUUGUUCAUUCAUUGGUUGCAACGUGUUGCAAAAAAUUCGAGCAAAGUGAGAAGAGAGUGAAGUGGAUGUGGAAGUAGUUUCAACUUCAAUAAUCGUCCUUUUGGUGUGGCUGCUGCAGUGCAUCAUCAUCAACAUCGUCCUGACGAAGCCCGUGAGCUGAAUGCGUCGUCGUCAGAGACUUCGAAAAAGCUCAGCCGACCAGCAAGGACGAUGACGACGAGUAGGACAACGACGACGACGACCUCGGUGAGAGACGAGCUGCGGGAAGAGCGAAGCUGCUGCCGGUGGCAUCGACCGGGACAACGACGUCCGACAAACAUGGGGAUUAUUAAAAUAACAUUUUUCCUGCUCUGCUACUCGGUGGCAUCCACAAUGCUCGGAUUAGCAAAAGCCAAACACACGAGCACUCACGAGAAUCAACCCGAGCUCAAUAACGAAGCAAAUUUUCCACGAUUCGCGGAACCCAUUCCCAACAUCACGGUAACCAUCGGACGGGACGCACUGCUGGCUUGCGUGGUGGAAAACCUCAAAGGAUAUAGGGUCGCCUGGGUUCGGGUCGACACCCAGACCAUAUUAUCCAUCCAUCACAACGUGAUAACACAGAACCCUCGGAUCAGCCUGACGUACAACGACCACCGGUCCUGGUAUCUGCACAUUCGGGACGUGGAGGAGAGCGACCGGGGCUGGUACAUGUGUCAGGUCAACACCGACCCGAUGCGGUCACGGAAGGGCUACCUGCAGGUCGUCGUGCCACCGUCGAUUGUGGAGUCGCUGACGAGCAACGACAUGGUCGUCCGGGAGGGCACCAACGUGACGUUGACGUGCAAGGCGAAGGGAUUCCCGGAACCGUACGUGAUGUGGCGCCGGGAGGACGGCGACGAGAUGGCCAUCGGGGGCGAGAAUGUCAAUGUGGUGGACGGAGAGGUGUUGCACAUAACUCGAGUAAGCCGAUUGCAUAUGGCAGCAUAUCUGUGCGUGGCAUCCAACGGAGUGCCGCCGUCCAUUAGCAAACGGGUGCAGCUGAGGGUGCAAUUUCCCCCGAUGCUGUCCAUCCCGAGCCAACUGGAAGGUGCCUACCUCGGACAGGACGUUAUCCUCGAGUGCCACACGGAGGCAUAUCCGGCCUCGAUAAACUACUGGACGACGGAACGGGGUGAUAUGAUAAUUUCCGAUACUUCCCGAACGGGCGAUAAGUUCGAAACCCUGUCUCGCAACACCGGCUACACCAAGUAUAUGCAGCUGAAAAUUCGAUCCGUGGGUCCAUCGGAUUUCGGCUCCUAUCGAUGUGUGGCGAAAAACUCGUUAGGCGAAACCGACGGGCUAAUCAAGCUGGAUGAAAUACCGGCGCCUACGACAAUAUUGACAACCGAAUCGCUCUAUAACAAUCGAUCAAAAGGUCGGAAAGCAAACAAAAAGCUGGAUCCGCUGAUGGUUGGAGACUACGGUGUUGAAGAGUGGAAGGAAAAUGGCCAUCAGAUACGGCAUCCCCCGGGGGCAUUCCACAACGCGGCAGGAAGCAUUCGAUACAUCAUUGCCAGCCGUUCCAGCAGCGAAAUGUUGCUUCUAUUACUGCUGGUGCUGCUCCAGACGGUAACGACGUUACGAGGGCCCGCUUUUCGCAUCAACAGAUGAAACUGAGGAAAGCCAACGUUCCCCCUUCCCUUCGUCGCCAGCAACCAGCAGUAAUCCCACGUGCAAAUCGCCGCCAUCAUCAUCAUAUCAGCCCAUGUUUCGUUCGAUGAACCAUUAACGUCAGCGGCAGCUCUCGACCCGGUGGAAAGGACCCCCAAGGGUUCCCUGUCUUGGCCAGUUAACUGCGCCACAAUUCCAGUCGCGCUGAUCCAACACAAUCUGCUGCAAAUCAUACGCAAGCGAACGUAUAAAUAGUGAGUACAUGACCCAUGGGAAAGGUAAGUUUAUUAGCCCUGCGUUUAAGUGAAGCACACAUUGUUUGUAUACAAUCGGGAUUAGUUGUAGAGUGGGAAAUUAGGACAAUUUCUAUACAAAGAAUAGAACAAAUGCAGAGUGACAAAGAGCAAAUAUGCGCAUAUUAUAUACAAAUAGGCUAGCUGAAAGCGAGCUACAGAAUAUAUUAAGUUAGAUUGUUUGUAGUGAUACCAUGUAAAACUGAAAUCAAGAUUAGUGAAACACUAUCGGUUAGGAACAUCGAAUAUGUUGGCUGUAAAUAAACCUUAGAGAAGCUUAUAAACUUGUUUUACCCCGUAUCAGAACCUAACAGAACGACACACACACAAACAUAGGGCAACGAUAGUACCAGCCUGGUGGGAGAAGCCAAUUCUUCCUGGAAACGACUCAUCACAAAUUACCGGCAAAUUGCAAAUGCGAUAAUUGGUUAAUUCAAAACGCAUUCGCAAUGGUGGUACCUACUUGAAAUGCAUAACCAUUCCCCCCGUAAUGAAGCUUCAAUUUGUUUCAGCGAAUAAGCAAUUCAAAUUCAUUCGAGCCAUAGACAUUGCCAGCGCAGUGUAUCGUCGCGUUAUCUAUCGGCGACUGCAGAACGGGCGGUCAUAUGAACAUGAUAUUAUCUGCAAAUGUAUAUUAGAGGCGUCGACUGUUUUAACGAGCGAAAUUAGCAAUGAAGGAUACUUCAAUCAACUGAAAACAUGAAAAAAGCGAUGGAGUCGGUUCGGAAACAUUUUCUCUUUUUAAAUUCAAUGAUAAAGGGGCUGUUAAAUAAAUACAUUAAAAAAGUGUGGCAAUGGAAACAUCAUUCACAAAAUGUAUUCAUUAUCGAAGUCACUUCAGGCUUACUUCAACUUACAUUUCAUAAUAAAAAUCAAUUGACGUUCAUGGUGGUUUUAGAGUACAUUGUGGUCGCUUUUUCCCGAUUUGUUUUGGGCAGUUUCUGGCCUUAAGAUUUGUUAAAAUGUUAACCCUAAAAAAGUCCACGAAAAAUCGAAGAUGAAUCCGGAGGUGUUAAAGAUUCUGUGGAAACUGAUGUACACUGGAAAAUUGAUAGAAUCGAACAAAGUAAAAAGUGACCCCAGUGUUUUUGCGCAGCUUUGCCAGAGCGGCAUGCCGUUUUCGAUCACAGGGAGGAUGAUUUUCUUGUGGACAGCAAGAUUAUUUUUCAGGGACUAUGACGACCGUCGAUUGAUCAAAGGGUACAGUAGUUUUAACAACACGUUACACUUUGUCACUGUUAUGUCAACCUUCAUCCAUUUAUUUAGUUAACAUCUAAACAGAUAACACUGAAUCAACAAUUUGACGCCACAAUGCACGGUUUGAGGCCGCAUCUCUCCAUCCUCGGAUACGCCCCACGCUCGCCAAGUCGUUCUGCACCUGGUCUGCCCAUCUCGCUCGCUGCGCUCCACGCCGUCUCGUACCUGCCGGAUCGGAAGCGAACACCAUCUUUGCAGGGUUGCUGUACGGCAUUCUUGCAACAUGUCCUGCCCAUCGUACCCUUCCGGCUUUAGCUACCUUCUGGAUACUGGGUUCGCCGUAGAGUUGGGCGAGCUCAUGGUUCAUUCUUCGCCGCCACACACCGUCUUCUUGCACACCGCCAAAGAUGGUCCUAAGCACCCGUCUCUCGAAUACUCCGAGUGCUUGCAAGUCCUCCUCGAGCAUUGUCCAUGUUUCAUGUCCGUAGAGGACUACCGGUCUUAUUAACGUCUUGUACAUGACACAUUUGG
Messenger RNA from Armigeres subalbatus, 5394 nucleotides. RefSeq names its product lachesin (gene DIP-kappa). NCBI's taxonomy places the organism in Eukaryota, Metazoa, Arthropoda, Insecta, Diptera, Culicidae. The record is from RefSeq and is a predicted model, not a curated record. Gene Ontology annotation, cellular component: neuron projection. The transcript has 12 exons. The coding region runs from base 1952 to 3373 and encodes 473 amino acids.